Molecule: messenger RNA, 1314 nt
Organism: Symbiodinium natans
Lineage: Eukaryota; Dinophyceae; Suessiales; Symbiodiniaceae
Source: the annotation of a GenBank genome assembly
AUGAAGCCCGCGUGCGUUGUGGCUUUCUUGUUUGCUUUGGCUUUCAAGGCCGGGGUGUCUGCCGACACCCUUCGGGUCGACGCCGGAACAGACGUCGCGGAUGCCGGAGGAGCGGAAACCGCGGAAGCGUGCCAGUCUGGGAGCCUGAUCCAACGCCUGAGCUCAUCCCAUAAGGUGCUGUCCGACACGGAGGCGAUGCCAGCGGAGUCCCUCAAGAAGACACCAGAGAUCAAGGAGAAGAAGAAGAAGAUGAUGAAGAAGCAAAAGUCGGACAAGAAACACUCGGAUUUCAUGGCCUUUCUCGCCGAGGCAAAAAAGGAUGGGCCUGGGCACCCUGAGGGCUCUGAGUGCGAGCCGGCAGGAGCCCUGCCUGCGUCACGCGUUGUGUGCGACUUUCGCAUGCCGCCUCGGCCCAGAGCUCCGCUAUUGGGCGAGAACAGGGCAAAGUUCGAGCUGCUUUCGCAAAAGGUCUCCGCCCUCGACCUGGACCCUGUCCUCGCCCGCCUUGUCAAGAAGAACGAUUACGCGCCCAAGCUUGCGAAGAGGGCCGCUGAUGAGUACCGGAAGUUCCUUGUCUUGAUGGGCAUGGGGGAGACACCGAUCGCCUCCCAUAUGGUUCUCGACGCCUGGCAUUCACACAUCAUGCCGCCAGUGCCUGUAAUUUCGCGCGAGACCAGGUACACGAAGAUGUACGAGCGGGACUGCCAGGAGGUAUUUGGCCACCAGCUGGAACAUGACCCCCUUGGUCAGCAAUUGGAAGAAAGUCGCCUGAAGCAGACGCAGCAGCAGAUCUGUGAUUACUUCGGCAUGGUUGACCGACUUGUGUGGUCGGCAGCAAAGCCAGCUGCUCUCUCGGAGAGCACGGACCCUUCUGACACAGCGGCCAUCAUGGAUCAGUGGCUGGACCACAUCAACGAGGAGGUUGAACUCCGCAAAGGUCUCCUGGCAGAGAACGUCCACGUGAUGGUGGCUUCACAGCACACCAACACGGCCGUGACGCACACGGGCCUCGAGAACGCUCUGUCCUUCUUCCACCACUACAGCCAUGCCACCAGAGCCCGGAAGUUCCUGUCCGUGGACCACGAGGCCUUUGCCAUCGAGAUUGAGAAGGGCAAGCGCAUGGGGGCCGACAUCUUCGAGGUGGACUCCGAGGGGAAGAUUCUGGACGUGAAGAUCUUCAUGGCCACCCUUUUCAAGGACGUAGACGACCUCAACGACGCAGGGCUCGAGAAUCUCACCUUGCACUACACAGGCAACGGAUCCAUGGCCAGGAACACUUACCCCCUACAAGCCAGGAUCUCAGUGGUGCUGUAG